CCCAGUUUCCUUUCCUGUAAUCCUGGCAGAAGCGCAGAGGACCUUUACCACAAGCAGAGCAAAAGUACCAACUCAUUUUGCUGUACAACCUCGAACCACCUGCCAACCCCCCCCCCCCCAACCCCGAGAAACCGUUCAUGAAGGACACAUGCCCGGACGAGCAGAUCUUUGUGUCACGAUGAAGGCCGCUGAAAAGUGAGAGGAGUCAACAAAGAGUGGAAACAGAUUCUCCACUAUUCCAAGGUUCCAUCCACUUGCGUGAGUCACAGCUGAAGCUGAAGGAGAGACUAUGAAGACAAGCUGUGUCACCCCACAUUGCAGCCCAACAAGAUAUGACAUAACAUGGAUCCCCUGCUAAUCACCAAGAUGACCAUACAGCUGUGACUGGCAUUGUGAAGCCUUCACCCCUUUUUCAGCAACCAGCCCAGACCCUUUUCAUUUUUGGAAAUCCUUUCCGAGCAACCAUUGUUGCUUCCCUUUCUCCAACAAAACAACCUCCUUUCCUGCCUGCCCCAACAUUUUCUCCUAUAUAUUCUAGCUUCCCAUCUUUGAUUUCUUUUCACCGGCAUCAUGCAGGGUGCUUUCACCACCUCCACUCUUCUUUUUCUUAUUCUCCCCUCCCUCCUCCUCUUCUCCCACUUUCCCCACAUGGUCAAUGGAGACUGCUGGCUCAUUGAGGGGGACAAAGGCUAUGUGUGGCUUGCUAUCUGCAGUCAGAACCAGCCGCCGUACGAGACAAUCCCCCAGCACAUCAACAACACUGUCCAUGACUUGAGAUUGAAUGAGAACAAGUUGAAAGCUGUGCUCUUCACCUCUAUGUUUCGCUUCACCAACCUGACUGACCUCAACCUCACCAAGAAUGAAAUCAGCCAUAUCGAGGAUGGAGCCUUUGCAGGACAAGCCAACCUACAGGUUCUCCAGCUCGGUUACAACAAGAUUACCAACUUAACUGAGGGUAUGAUGAGAGGACUCGGACGGAUGCAAUGCCUCUUCCUCCAGCACAACCUCAUUGAAGUUAUUGACAGCAAUGCGUUCUGGGAGUGCCCUAGCCUCAGCAGCAUUGACCUGUCUUCCAACAGACUUGGCCGCAUUGACCCAUCUACGUUCACGGUUCUCAAUCGACUCAUGGUGUGUGAACUGGCAGCAAACCCAUUCCACUGUGGCUGUGAGCUCUACAGCUUCCUCACCUGGUUGGAGUCCUUCAACAAUGUAACACACACCUACGACCGCCUCCAGUGUGAGACGCCCCGGGAAAUGUUUGGCUACCCCUUACUCAUCGCCGCUGGCCAUGCUGGUCGAAAUGCUAAAAACAUUUUGUACCAUCACUGCAGAGAUGGAGUGAUGAUUCCAGGGAUGACUUCACUCCCACCAGAUCUGGAUGGUCCUUCCGGGAUCGGACCAGAGAUGUUUGGGGCUAUUGGGCCAAACCAUCAGCCCACCCCCUCUUCCAAUGAAAACAGUCCCAGUAUCAAGCUUCAUCAUGUCUCUUUGUCGUCAGCCUCUCUCCUUGUACAGAUUCCAAGGCCCUACAGCAAAAUGUAUAUUCUUACACAAUACAACCACACAUAUGUGUCUGACGUUAUGAAUUUGAAGAACAAGAAGGAGAAGAUUACCCUCGACAAGCUCAAGCCACACACCAAUUAUACCUUCUGUGUAGCAUCCAUACGAAACUCUCAACGUUACAACCACACCUGCCUCCAGUUUGCCACUCGGGCUCAAAAUCAAGAUGACCUGCUCCCCACACCUUCCACCACUACUCACUACAUCAUGACCAUUGUGGGCUGCCUUUUUGGCAUGCUCAUUAUUUUAGGCUUAGUCUACUAUUGUCUUCGUAAGAAACGGAGGCAUGACGACAAGAGGAAGUCCAUCUGUGUCAAGAAAACUAUACUAGAAAUGCGCUAUGGACCAGAAGUGGCAGCAGCAGUGGCAAAUGAUCCAAUGGCAGUCCACAAGCUUCAGGAGCAGUCCAGAGAACAUCACCAGUAUCAGCACCACCAUGGAGGCAAACUUCCCAUGUCCCAAUCCUCUAGCUCGGGAAUGCUCCACUCAGCAAACACCAGUUCCUCCAGGCUUUCCUCCAUCCCACAAGUGGAAAAGAUGGCUACUGCCUUUUCAGAGGCCCUUGCUACAAGUAAAGGAAACUAUAUGGAUGUCAGAACUGGUGGGGCCGGGAUGGAGCGAUUGGGAGAUGGUGGUCAUGUAGGGAUGGACAUGAGGGACGAUGAUGGAACUGAUAUAGCAGAUGACUCAGAUGAUGACGGACGUGGCUCUGCAUCUGAGAUUUCCACUAUUGCCAUGGAGGUGGACAAGGUUAACCAGAUCAUAAACAACUGCAUUGAUGCACUGAAGCUGGAUGCGGCAGCAGUCGCUGCUUCAGGGGUCUCUAAUAACCCUACAGCCUGCUCCAAUCCCACCUCCCCUCCCCCCACCAGCACGUCCUCUCUGACUCGUGGCCUAAUCCCACUCUCCCAAGGGUUGUCAGAUUCGUGCCAAGUCAGUGCUCCCACCAAAAUACCCCCUCCACCUCCACUCCCUGCCUUGAAUGCCCCUCUCUGUGAGCGCCCAGGGAUCAGUGGUGGUGGCUUCGUCGUCAGUCCCCCCUACAGGCCUCCUCCACCAGCCUCUGCUGUACGUCCCAUCCAGCGGCAAAUGAGUGCAGAUGCAGCUGUGAUUAUAGCAAAUUCAGUCAAGAAACAGUCCAGCACCACCUCUUGUGGGUCCAUGGGUCGGGACAGGGAACGUGGAGGAGCUAGGGUGUAUAGCCUGGAAGUUUCUGAGCCUCGGAGCCCAGAUGGCUGUAAACAGCCGCAGUACCAAGACAGAGCCAGUCCCGUGGGCUGUGGGGAGCCCCUUGAAAGGCUGCCCUUAGUGGGGAGUGGGAGCUGCGCUGGAGGGGGUGGUGGUGGUUGUGACAGUGGUGGUGUUGGUGCCCAACAUCAGGACAACCAGAAGCAAAACCAUUACCAUCAACAACAGAAAAUACACCAACAACAGCAGCAGCAGCAGCAGCAGCUGGAGGUGCAGCAGGACUACCACUGCUCGGAGCACCGCCACUCCGUCCCAGCUCUGUAUUAUGAAGGCUCCCACCAAGGCUCCCCAGCCCAGAGGGUUUCCUUCCUAAAGCCCCUGACGCGCUCCCGCAGGGAUGCAGCAUCUUACUCCCAGCUUUCGCCUGCCCGCCACAAUUCCAGUUAUUCCGGCUACUCCUCCAGCCCAGAGUACUCCUCAGAGAGCUCACUGCGGAUUUGGGAGCGUUUUCGUCCUUACCGGAAAGGCCAGCGCGAUGAGGCCUGUUAUGUGACGGCCGGAAACGCCCUUAGAAAAAAGGUGCAGUUCGCUAAAGGCGAGGACCUGCAUGACAUCCUUGAUUACUGGAAAGGGGUGUCCGCACAGCAGAAGUUGUGACUUUGGGACCAGAGAUAGGCAUUGUGGGAAAAAUAGUUUGGAUAAUUUCCUUCCAUGCCUGUGGGCUAGAGAAAGGAUAUGAGGAUAAUGUAGAGAACAUUGAGGACAAAACGUCGCCUUUGUUAUGUUUUUUGGCAUGCUAGGUGUAUAGAAUAUUGUGCUAAAGCAAGGACUGUGAAACUGUGCCUGGGAUUCGAGAAUCAUUAUGGUGUUUUAUUUUACACUUUGUUGUAGCACUAUUUCUGGAUCAUUCUCAUUUAGUGUUUGUGGGUUUUAUUUAUUGCACAGAAAGUAUUUCCAACUGUGUAAAACUGUACUUUUCAGUGAUCAGAUGGACCGUCUUUAUCAGUGCCACAUUUCCAUCUAUGGAUAAUCACAGAAGGUAAAUGCUGAUAUCCUUCAUUAUAAGCUGUUGUGAUCCAAGAUGUUGUUUCCUAUUUGGUUUUGGGUGCUGUGUCAAUUUGCCCUUGGAUAUGUUUAGACUUCGAGGCAAAGGGAGACUAUGGAUGGUGGGAUCUGUGCUCUGUUGUCAAGUGACAGCAUGCCGUUUAGUGAACACAGAUGCAGACCCUAUCUCUUUUCAUGCGGAUGAGGUAUUUGCAUGUCAAUAGCGUCUGUCACACAGAAAGAAAGGAGAGAAGGGAAAGAAAUCAACAAAAGAAGAGCGAGAAAGCAGUCAAGAGGGCUUUAAGGUCCUGCAUCAUAAAGAAAACAUGAGGGAGAAAGAGAUUAAAGUGGUACCUUUCAUCUUUCCAACACGCAUGGUUCAAUGAGUGGUGUAAAGAAUGUUGUCCUGCAAAUGUCCUUAUUUGUUCUAAGCAGCAUUUGCCCAUGUAAUGAUACAGAGCGUGAUUUGAAGAACAUUAAGCAAAAUCAUAUAUCAUAUAUUUAAAUGCUACUUACCUGUACAAUAGAAAGAUGUAACCAUGUGACGGAUGAGCUCACACAAUCCCCAUAGCAAACAUGUAAUAUACGUGACAAUGGAACAGGAGAAAUUGAAAGCGAGGGUUUAAGAGAACAAAGGAAGGAAAAGCAAGGAUAUCAAUAUUUUUUUUCUGCAGCCACUGUGAAUGUAAGUAGAUUACAAGCAGGUUAGGGGGGAAAUCUAUUUGCACCAUUUGAUGUAAGCACUGGAGUACAUUCCAAAUCCUUUCCCUAACAUUAAAAACAGGAUGAGGCACAGAGGGAAAGGACACUUCUAAUUACUGCCAACAUGUCUGUUCUUUUCUCGAAAUCAAUGCUAUUGUCGUCUAUUGAUAACUUAAUCAGCCAACAUGUGACAGGCAUGCUCGCUCGCACUUUACGCCUCCUGAUUGUGUGUGUGUGUGUGGCUGUGUGGUACACAGUGGUUAGUGUAAGUGGGUAUUGGCAUGCCUUGUCAGAAUAUAUUGUAUGUGCCCAAAUUUACCUAAAUUAAUAGUUGUCAUAUAUUGCCUAUUGGCUGGUUGUUUGAGUCUAAACAAUACUAGAUUAUUAAAGGCAUGGACAAAUGUAUAAAUCUCAACAAUGUUAAUAUAAUUGUCCAUUAAUGCUCAGACAUACAUACCACAGUAGUGCAGUGCCUCUUGCUAACACAGCCAUAAUCUAAUCUCCAUUCUUGUAUAGUAUUAUCCACCCAUCUGGCCUUUUCUAUAAAACCAUGGACUUGUGAUUUUCCUCAUGAUAGUGUUAUUGCCAGGCAUUCUGGCAAAAGGCAUCCUGCUUUCUCAAAGCGCUGUGUAGCCUUUAGAUUUUUGCUUCAACUGCUGACAUACACAAUCUGAGAUCAUACCCGAAAAAUGUGAAAAACUGAAUCAGAGGUCCUUGCUCCACAUUUUUGUUCAGGGCUUUAUUCAACAUCGUUUAUCUCACUCCUUUUCUGUGGAUGGUGUGUUUUGAUCCAUCUCCCACUACCUUCCCUGCUCCCAUAGUUCCGAUGGUUCAGCAUGAGACACUUCCUGUUGUGUUUUAUCAAAUAGUAACAGUAAGAAAUUGCCCUUCUUUACAGGCAAAGGUAAUAGGAUGAGGGUCUGUUCAACACGUAUCAACAAUGCUUUUCCUCUUUUUUAAAUGUGUUGAUUUGUUUAGCAUGCACUUGAAUCCAGGUUGAACAGGACUGAGUAUGCAAAAAUUGAAGGGUGGUGUGUAAUGACCCCCCCCCCCCCAUAUUGAUCUGUGUUUUUCUCCCUCUCUCUUUGAUUUCAUGAAUCUAUCUCUGUCUCCUUUUCCUUGUCUUAUAAAGAUGUGUGCAUACCGUCAGGGUCAGAGGUCAUCGCCCCUUGGAGUCAGUGUUCUGAUGUGAGUGUUUACAAUUGAUGGAUUCAAGAGCCUCAUGGUCACCUUUUAAAAAUUGCAUUUCUGGGAUGCACCACCUUAUCCGCCUUCUUUUUAUGAUAAAGCACCAUGUGAUGAACAGACAGUCUUGGAAAUGUCUCCCACUCGUCUCCAAUUACCUGAGAUAAGAACGUUUCCAAAGGAGCUUGUUUUACUGUGAUUGACUCAGACGAAUCAGAAGAAAGGAUUUUCUUUGGAGUUCUCAAUCCCACUGAAGAAAAUUAGUUCCCAGAUCCUCAACUGCCAUAAUACGUUUACAGACAUGGACACUGAGGAUAAGCGUUACAGCAAAUUUAGAAAUGUUCAGUCAUAUCAGGAUUGCUCAUCAUUACAGCUGCCAUUAAUGUUCAUCAAUCUGACAUGAUCUAUUUGACAGAAAAUCCUGGAUAUUACUGUUUUUAUGGAGGAUUUUUUUAUUUAAUACAUUUUCUAUUUUAAUUAAUAUAUUUAACACACACAUAUUUGCAAAGGAAACUGAUUUUCAGGGGGUACGAAUGUAUGUGCAACUGCUCUUCUGCUCAAAUGUUAUUCACAGAUUUGUUAGAACAGAUUUGUAUUAUGACACAGCAUUACCAGCCCAACAAGGAACGCGCUAGAGGGAGAAGUGCCAAUGAUUUAAUGAACACCGUUUCACAAUAGCUCAAAUUAGUGCAAUUGUUUUAGAGGAUAUUGUGUUUCUCAACCUUGAUAAUCACUUGAAAGCCUUCUGCCAAAAUGACCACAAGAUAAUCAUAGAGAAUCCAAAUGUAAUUAUAUUUUCAAUUGUCACUGCACGGGACAGCUUUAGAUAAAACAGAUAACAUCCGUGUUUGAUUAACUUACCAUCUGAAUUAUCAAAUUACAAACAGGACCGGUGAUAUUUCUCAAAGCAUUAGCCAUGUCCUUCUACCUGUUUGUGUGCCACAAAGCCAGCAUCAAACAAAAAAAGCCUUCUCUUCCUUCCCAUGCUGCUCAUAUCCUCGUUGAACCCCUGGAGGGAGGCUCGCUCAGUGAUCAAUGGUCCUUUUUGUAGCACCGUCCUUGUUGUUUGUCUCACAGCCACAGGAAAGCUAGACGUGAGAAAGCCCUCUAAUGUGCUAUUAAUGUUUCAUCCUUUCUGUGGUUGCUUCCCCUAUCUGUCUUUACCACAAGAAAUCACAGAUGGUUUCUAAUUGUAUUUCUUUGAUGCUAUCUUUUAACCAGUCUGGCCUGAUUCAACUAAAAUGUAGUUGUAUAAAUAAUGAAUUACAGCCCAAAAUGGGGUGUGAGCUUAUGUCUAAUCAGUUUCUGAGUUGCUAAAUGCUUUCAUUAGUAAAGACCAGAGUAAAAGUGUUCCGUCCUCCCAUGUUACACAUCACUUUUCAUCCAUGUCAUGCGUCAUUUAAGCAAUCUCAAUCAAAGUGAGACUUUGCUUUUACGAGUGAUAAUCAUCAUUUGGAUGUAAUUUGUAAUGAUUUACUUGAUCAUCUUCUUACAAGGAGGCAAGUAUACAAACUUGCAUAUUAUUCUUAUUUCUAAACCACAGAAGUAAUAUAUUCUAUUAUGUAACCAAGAGGAAAGUGGAUUAGACAAUCAAGAUCCAGCAUAUGAGAAAAACAUUGCACAAUGUUAAGUAAUUCUUUAAUUAUAACAUGUUGAAUAACCGAUGUUGACACUAUCACACCAACAGCAAACCUAUUUUCUACAUGUGGUUUAUUAUGUGACCAAUGAGAGUGUUUUUAAACCUGUUUCCCUCCACAACAAACACACACACUCACACACACACACACACACACACACGGCAAGAGUAGUCGUCAAACAUGGAAAAUACAAAAGUGAGCCAGAAUGAGUCACAGUCUGACUAAACCAAAAAUGACUAUUUUCCUGAAAGGCAGGUAAUGGGCAAGGUCUUCAAAGAGACGAUAGCAAUGGGAAGGGGAUUUUGGCUUAAUGCACGCAGACAUCUGGGAUAAAGGCUACACUAAGACUAACCGUGCAUGAUUCAGGGGGAUGAUUCAUGAAACACACACACACACACACACACACACACACACACACACACACACACACACACACACACACACACACACACACACACACACACACACACACACACACACAGAAGGAUCGAGUCACACACUUAACAAAGAAUACUGUGGGGACCGGUCUUAAAAGAUAUUCAAAAACUUCAGCACUUCUGAAAACUGAAAGCAUCCCUCAUUUUUUUUUAAGCCAGCUUCAUUUCCACUUAAUUUCAUGGCAGGUGACAGACAGGUAUAUCUACUGAGAAUAGGUUGAAAAUCAUUUAAUUUGGUAUCUUCAGACCUUUUAUCUAAUGGUCUAUUAAGUUUAAUAUAUUACUGUGCGGGAGAUUGCCUUCGUGGAUAUUCUAAAACAUUUCAUGAAAACACCGUUGAUCUUUCAUGAAAGCUACAGAAGGCAUAAUAAGAUGUGAUGAAAAUGUUAAACGCAUUUUCUAAAAUGUUGCUUUAAUGCAAAACUGUAUUCAUCUAAAAUACGAUGAAAGGAAGUAAUUUGAGACAAAUGAAAUAUGUCUUGGCGUGACUGCUUUGUUGGUCAUUCUUUAAUGAGGCAGCUCUGACUGGCUUAACACUGCCAACGCUGCCUUUACACCUGCCAAGCAGUUUUUAAAUCUACAAUGAGAAGCCUGACAUUUUUAUGUUGGAAGCAUUCACAAACGACUAGAUGUCUUCAUUAAAAUACUACUCAUGUCCAACCCGUUCAUGUUUUAACAUCUUGAAGAAGCAUGCUGGAAAAACGAUUAAAGCUAUACCUGUCAUUUUUAAGGUUGAGAAAGCUCUGGUGAUUCUAAAUAACGUAUUUCUUUUAGCAGAAGAGCAGUUGCAAAUCCUGGAAGAAAGACAAAAUAGGCUAUUGUUUGCCACCUGAUUAGUACACAGACACGUUUAUUUACAUGUAUGCAUUAACUGCAAUGUUUAGUUUCCAAAGACGGACAAAAGACUUAAAGAAUCUGUGAAAUAUCUGUGAAUUUUGUACACUAUAUAAAAGAAAAAAAAUGCUACGGUUAAAAAAUGCUUCUAUGGAUGUUUUAUACUCGGCCUGAUCUCUUGAUAUGUCCGUGUGUUUCUCUUUUUUCAGUUGGCUAUUUGUCUUUGUUUACUUUGUUAGGGUUUUUCUUUUUGCGGGUGGGGCGGUUGGUUAUUGGGAACCAAGGGAUUGACUUUUAGUACUUGCAAUGAUAUAUGUUAAAGGUUUAUGAACAGAGAAAGCUUAACAUAGUGUACUACAUAAAAGAAAAGUUGUUAUAUUUGCAUGAUUCCCUGUAUUUUUUGAGAGAAAAAUAUAUUAUUGAGUGGACGUACAUUGAAAAACAGAAACUAUAGGGGCUAAAAAACAAUAUUGUCAAGUACCUUUGAUUUGAACAUUUAGGUUUUAAGCCGUUUUUUAUUCUCUGUGACGUUUUCUAUUUACAUUCUAACCUAUUGGUUUUUCAUUUGGGUGAUUGUAUAAUAUACUGACACUUCAGCUACCAUAAUAUUUGAGCCACAGGCUGGUGGCGAGUGCAGUGCAAAGGGGGUAAAAAUGUCUGAGGCUUGUGGGUGUUCACAUCCAUCUGUUCUGAGAAACUGCAUUCUGUUCUUCUCCAUUACAACGAUUAUUCUCCAUGGCAGACAUGCAAUGCUAUCUUCUUUGGCCCGAGGCGAGGCCCUGUCACAGUUUGUAGUUGGAUUUUCUCUUUAUCUAAGCGGCCUGCUUUAUAGAAAGAAAAAAAAUAACAACUUUUUUUACAAUUAGAGACAUACCACAUGAAAGUAUAGGUUCAAAGAAGAGUCAUCGGUGUAGACACACACACAGCAGGUAUUGUUUAAUGGUAUGAACCUAAUCCAAAUCCAUCAGUUAGACGUCACUCUUAAAUCAAUGCAGCAUCAGCAGCUUCUCCCUCAGACGCAGCCCACUCACUGUUAGCUAAAUCACAGACUUUCAUUCCCAUCCUCUCCUCUCACAGCCUGCUGGUUUUCUAGCCAAGUAGUUGAUCAAAUUCAUCUAACAUCGUCUGUUGUAAAUCACUUAUUUAUCAUUUUUAUAAGACUUUAAACUGCUGAAAAGCCUUUUGCGUGCACGGAAAAGACUUUCUCAACUUGAUUCAACAAAAAUAGACACCUGCACAGAUAUGGAAACUUAUAAUACAUGUUACGUUCAUAACUGAAGUCUUUAUAGACACGAUAAUAUAAACACAGAGUGAAACAAACAAAGUAUAAAUGGUUCCUGUUGGACAGAGUUGUGGCUUUAAGGGAGUCCGAGAUGUGAGUACGUUUCAUUUGGCACCCAUCCAAUAGUGUGCUGGUAACACCUACAGCACCUCUGCUGACAGAUUAGUUAUUGCAUUACAGUCGGUACAGAAAAAGCAGGCCAUAAAUCCUAUCCAUGUUUACAUUCUGCAGUGACAGUACAAGACUCUUCAACUGAGAUGUAUAGCCUGUGGUGGAGCCUUUGCCAAAACUUAAAGAGGCCUCAGGGCUUUUCUCCUCAGCUUGUCAACAUGGCAAAGCUAUAUUACAUUAUUAACCCAGUUUGUAGUGCCAUGUUUUAAUUGGGUACAAUUGUGCUGUUAUCUGAUAGGGCAGUUUUAUUGGUACUGGAGGCUAAUCUGUAACCCAUAGCUCCUAUUAAUCUAAUGCCAGAUCCAGUGUUGGGAAGCUGGCUAAAAGGUCCCAUUGCAGUGAGAGCAGUUCAUUCUGAUCAUUAGUUCAUGAACAUUAGUGUUUUCUGCGCUCACAGACAGCAGAGGCAGGGAAUCCAUUGCUAUUCCGAACACACAAUCCAGUGCUGUGGCAGUCACAAAGUCAGAAUGAUGGGCCUUGUCAGAGCCAGAGAUUGAAAACUCAGCGGCUUCCGAAAAAUGGCUGUCAAGGGUGCAGGGGAGCGGGGCCUUCCUUGACUCAUUGAGGAAAUUAAAUGUCUGUGCAUUGAUCGGUUCCAGAGCUAAUAUUGUCUUGGCCUUGCAGCAACAAACGUAUUAAGGUUUAUUUACACAUGAUGCAGAACUGUGUACUUUUAAGAUAGGCAUAAUGCCGAGCAAUAAACCCAAAUUAAACUAUUACUCAGUCACGUUUAGGGCUUUCAAAACCUGCUCAGUCAGCAUUCAGUGAUUUGACUUCUACUGAGCUCUAAUUCCUUUGAGUUUAGGGAUGCAAUUUCACACUUCACUGCACAAUCUGACAAACUACCGCUUCAGGACACAUUUGUGCAAGUUACAAUAUUAAUAAUAAACUGCGUGUUUUUAGAAGUUGAACCAUUACAAUUUCUCUGCUGUAGUGACACAUUUUACAUUCAUUUUACUGACAUCUCUCAGACUCUAUUCCCUUUACAAAAUAAUUUAGAUGCAUCCCUUUUACAAACACAUACAGGAGUAGAGGGAUUUCAAGCUAUGAUAGCCCCUUAGAAAAGUACCACAAACGUCUAAUAUAAUCACUGUAGUGCUAAAGUAUAACCACUAUCUGUGUGAUCCCAAGGGCCAAAGCAAAUCUUUGCAUCAAUAUUAUACGAUCUUAGUUACUAUAUUCUGCCAUAUAUGUCCCAUUUGUGUCAGAGCUUUUGCCAUGUUGACAGUGGCAGUUGGUCUUUUGAGCUUAAACUGUCUGUCACUGUAUUAAAUCAAAAGUCCCAUGAUCAUAUUCCAUCCAAAUCUAAUGUGACUCUCCCCUCUGGCUUCAGAUCUACACACUCAUGUUUAAACACCAAAAGGGAGAGGCACAGGCUUGGAUGAUGGGGAUCAUUCUUGGCUUUUUUUCUUUCUUUAAUUAUUUGUUGCUGACAUUGACAUUUUUUUCCCUUUGCGAUUUCUGUACAAAAGAUCUAUUUCUAUAUUUGCAAUAAAUUUGAUAUGAAAAUGUG
Gymnodraco acuticeps is the source of this 11553-nucleotide messenger RNA. RefSeq names its product protein phosphatase 1 regulatory subunit 29. The record is from RefSeq and is a predicted model, not a curated record. Gene Ontology annotation, molecular function: protein binding. NCBI's taxonomy places the organism in Eukaryota, Metazoa, Chordata, Actinopteri, Perciformes, Bathydraconidae. Gene Ontology annotation, cellular component: plasma membrane.